Messenger RNA from Sitophilus oryzae (rice weevil), 1189 nucleotides. RefSeq names its product mediator of RNA polymerase II transcription subunit 27 (gene MED27). Lineage: Eukaryota; Metazoa; Arthropoda; Insecta; Coleoptera; Curculionidae. The transcript is spliced from 2 exons. Gene Ontology annotation, molecular function: transcription coactivator activity. Bases 214 to 1101 code for a protein of 295 amino acids. Gene Ontology annotation, biological process: regulation of transcription by RNA polymerase II. The record is from RefSeq and is a predicted model, not a curated record. Gene Ontology annotation, cellular component: mediator complex.
GUCAUUUUUAAUAUAAACAUGAUAUAAAGUAUAAACCACGGAUGUAUAUAUAAUCCAAUAUCCAAUAUAAACAUUUGGAAUUGUAAAAGCAUGUUUGCUGGAGUUUGUGAUAUGAUUUCGAUAUUUUAAUUGUAUGUAUGCAAAUUUGUUCUCCUAAAGGGAUAUUAUUGUUAUUUAGUAUACACUUAAACUUGUAAGUAAUAAAUUAAAGCAAUGGAGCGUGAUAUAGAACAGUUGAAUUCCGCUCUAAAUUCUGUAAAAAUUUUGCGGUCCAACGUUCGUUGCGUUUUUGAAUCGGUGAGCAAUGGUUUGCGUGCUGAUCAUGGCGAGGAAAGCAAAGAGAGCAAAUAUAUUUUGGAAUUGCAAGAGCUACUUACCAUUGUGAAUAAUAACUUGAGAGAUGUAGAAAACUCAGUAGGCAAUCUAACACCCCCGCCUGGAGCUUUUAGUUUAGGAAAUACGACUUACUUAAGUCAAGAAACGACACAGGAAAGACAGCAGUUAUAUGGACAAUUAGUCAAUAGUUACAAAUGGACUGACAAAAUAAGAGAAUACAGUGCACUGGCUGGUAAUAUGUUAGCGGCAAAUUCUUUUAAUAAAACUUACAAAACGUACAGCACCACUAAAAGAAGGAAGACCCAAACUAGUAACCACAAUGUUCCCCCAGAAAUAAUUGAAAAUUUGAUUACCAGUAUCGAUAGAUUAUUUACUGAUGUGACUAUUACUGCAAAGAGACCAUUUGUUCCAAACCCACUAAUACAAGUAGCUUUAGGACGAGUUUUAAGAGCAGUAAUUGCUUUUAAAGGGUUGAUGAUUGAGUGGGUGGUAGUUAAGGCAUUAUCCGAGGACAAUGAUUUAUGGACCGAAUCUCGUUACAAAGUUUUUCGGAAGGUAACUGAAAAUUGUCACGCUGCUAUGUGCCAUUUUCAUUCCCCAAUGAUGCCAGAAUUAGCUGUAAGAUCAUUUAUGCAUUGGUUUCACAGUUACAUUACUUUAUUCAGUGCUCCCUGUAAAAGAUGUUCAAAGCAUUUGCAGAGUAAUUUGCCCCCUACAUGGAGAGAUUUGAGAUCUUUAGAACCAUACCAUGAAGAAUGUAAAUAGCAGUUUUAAGUAAAAUUAAUUUAAGGAAUGUAUGUUGUAUCACUGUUAAUAAUACACACUUGCAGAAAUUUACAACCUUUAUUACUUA